AUGGCGCCGGGGCCAGUGGAACAGAAUGAGCGGGAUUGGACAGACACUGCGCCGCCGAAGAAGCUGCCCAAGGGCGUCGUGCUAGGUCCGGAUGGAAAGCCUUGCCGUACCUGCACCGACGUAGCGUCGUGGUUCGCCAUGACGAAAGGCUCAAAAUCCAAAUCCGCCGCACCGCCCGUCCUCCCCUCCGACUGCCCGCCCGACGUAGAAACCCUCGGCCGCUCCUCCUGGACUCUGCUGCACUCCAUAACCGCUCAGUACCCGGAGAAACCCUCUCCCGACCUCCAGGCCGAGACUCGUACCUUCAUGUCCACCUUCGCGAAGCUUUACCCUUGCUGGUGGUGCGGAAAGGACUUCCAGGCGUGGAUGAAGAUGGAUGGGAAUGCGCCGCGAGUUAGCAGUAGAGACGAGUUUGGGCGCUGGAUGUGUGAGGCGCAUAAUGCGGUGAAUGUGAAGCUGGGCAAGAAGGAGUUUGAUUGCAAUAAGUGGGAGGAGAGAUGGCGGACGGGGUGGAAGGAUGGGAGGUGUGAUCCUUGA
Molecule: messenger RNA, 537 nt
Organism: Trematosphaeria pertusa
Lineage: Eukaryota; Fungi; Ascomycota; Dothideomycetes; Pleosporales; Trematosphaeriaceae
Exons: 2
Coding region: 1-537 (178 amino acids)
Cellular component (GO): mitochondrion
Molecular function (GO): flavin-dependent sulfhydryl oxidase activity; flavin adenine dinucleotide binding
Source: RefSeq, a predicted model, not a curated record